GUGUAUUUCAAAUUGAUGUUUGGAACCAUUUGAGGUAUACGCAUAUACAAUGAAUAAAUAUUCCACCUUGGACACCUUGCCAAAGAAUUGUCUACCAUACCAAAGAGAUGGCCAUAUUGACAACAGUUCUCCGUCUGAACCUUUGUUGAUACCUCCGGCCGCUUAACACGAUCAGAUGGCCAGAACCAAACCUCCAAAUAUAGGACCAAACGGGCCAGAAUCUUUCAAAAGUUUCCGCGAUCGUAUCUCCUCGGACAUGAAGUGUACCACGAUGACUUUUUUACACAACUUUGAGUUUGAGUUUACACAACUUUUACAGGCUUUGAGUCUCCAAGACUACAUUCGCCUCUACAACUCCGUAACGAUGGGGGGAAUAUGUGCAUUUGUGUUGUACGACUCAACGUUUUACAACGAACUACAUUCGCUAGAGGCUGUUGGUCAUGUAAAUGCAAUAAUACCGAACGAACCAGAGCUUAAUACAUGUGUAUAAUGUUUAGUCCGAUUACCUAGACAAAAGAGACGUGGUUAGUCCAAAUAGAGAUAUAAUGAUGAUGGUGAUGCUUUCAUCAAAUGGAUCGCGAGAAUACAUUGAUUAACCUAGCGGUUUAAAACUUUUCUGCAUUAGUCUGUUUUCCAGGGGUGAAGCUGAUUCCAAUCUAUUCCAUAGUGGGAUCAACGAGAAGUUAUAUAGUACGAGUUAAUUCUGUUUGAAUAACGAGGACACUACGAUGGCUACCAGAGUAACGAGAAUGAAACAUAGUCGAAAUACCUGAUGAGGCUCGGAACGCUUAUUGUGCUGUAGAGAUUCCGUUGAUCAAUUCGACCAGAAGUGUAGUCAAUGGCCAUCUCUUUGCCCUUUCUUUCCCACUAAAGGACCAGUCGAUUCCCCAAAAGUUAAUAGCCUUAUAUUUUGGAUUGCCUUGUUAGACGUGACUAAUGUUAUUCAAAAGAUCUUUAGGUUUGUCUCUUUGACUUAGGCAAAUACCGAAUACGAUUGGAAACUUAUUGUCUAGCAGUAUACAUCCCGCAAUGGCCCAUACACUAGUACAGUCAACACCUUCACCUGCGUUUUUCGCAAACUUAGCGCAAUGUUUAACUCUCGUCGGUAAACGGACCCCCGUCAAGCCAUGUCACACAGCAAGACAGCCUUCCAGUUUUAUGUAACGAGCGAGCACAUAAACUUAACCCACCCAUACAUCGGCAGUAUUGCAUCCAUACACUUCCGUAGGAAAUAGUUCAGCUAGUUGAACGCAUUGCUUACCCAUCCAGCAGGCAAGGAGAAGUGCUGUGGUGCACGUUACUAUGCGAAACGACAGAACGGUUACAGUUUUGAUGCACCUCGCAAGUGCACUAAUUGCUGCAAAGUAUGUGUAACCGGUGGAACCGACUACGAUGUGCAUGUGUCACGAUACUUCACCAGUGGACGCGGACGAAUUUGAAACUGGGACCAAAAAAUCCAAGGCUACUGCCUGAUCGCCUACUGACCCACACCGGUGCGAUCGGUCCCAUCGAUCGAGCGGUUUGGUGAUUUGCUUAAGCGGAAGUGCGCCAAGACAGAUAUGUGUGUUAUUAGCCGAUGGAUUCAGGGUCACGUACGCUUGCAGCUUCCACCGGUACGGUGCCAUUACUCCCUGCAGUCAAGAUAUACAGGAGGUUCGAGAAGGUGACACAAACAGAUCGUACCAUAACCGGUUGGUAUUGAGCGUGAUCGUACCGUUUGUCAACAAGCGGCAAUGGCAGUCGGUUAUUGUUUCACGCGAGGGAUUACGGAGAAGGGGAAACGAACGAAUAACGCGUAACGUUCGGGUUUAAGCUAAACCAUUCCUCAGUUUCCUUCAAUCUAUCCAUUCGAUCGGUUUACGAACAGUUGUUCGGUGCGCAGUGAAAUGUUUAGCUGAUGUGAACAAAAAUUAAGUGAAUUUAUUUUGUUGUGGUUUUAUAACGAAUCGAUAGUUACGUGCGUACGGCCAAAAACAUGGUGGAAACACAAGUCACACCACCAACGUUACACCCGAAACCGACCGCAACGGUGACGACAACCAUAACGGCGGUGGGCGAACCGGAACCAAUUGCUCCAUCGACCGAAGAUCAUUACGAUCCGUCCGUGCGGAUAUUGCACAUACCGAAGCAAACGGAUGGAUCCUGCGGAUUUCAUCUUACCCGCAGCAAAUGGGAUCCAUAUCCUUGGGUCAGCGGUGUUGAUGCAGACUCACCGGCCGAGGUGACCGGGUUGAAGGUUGGCGACUGCGUUCUGGAGGUUAACAACGAAGAUGUCCUUGGUAUGCGAAUCGCCGAGGUUGCCGGUAUGGUACGAUCAAAGGCGGACAUUGUGACGCUACUGCUAUGGAGCACUGGCAUGGAACCGGCCUGCAAUCCGGAAUCCUUAUGCUGCGGUCCGAUGCCGAUCAAUCUCGAACGGCUCACCGCUAGCAUGCAGACGAUCGUGGCCGCACUCGAGUGUCCGGUCUGUUUCGACACCAUCCCGCCGCCCGUGUUUCAGUGCCAGAAUGGCCAUCUGGUGUGUUCCCGGUGCCGUGUACGGGCGGAACGUUGUGCCAUCUGUCGGGAGCGUUACACGAUCGGACGUUCGUUGCUGGCGGAGCAGGUUUAUCAAUCCAUUACGGAGGCGUUCAAUCUGCGCGAAGGUACGGAUGGAAAGUUGCGCGAACGUUUGUUCGGUGCCCGCUGUACCCGACAACCAAAACGUGCCACAUCGUGCGACAGAAAGAAAAGUCCGUACGGUAGCGAUAGCCAUCUUGGGUCUAUGGGACGACCGAUACACUCGCAUACGCACAAGUUCCUCGCGCGCAUUAUGGGCAAGGCCAGCUCGGUAGACAACCUCAGCAAGCACCACAGUCCACACACACUGCCACCGGAUGUGGUGGGCGACCUGCAAGGUUCGAAAGCAAAGUCGCUAUCGUUGUCAUCGAGCGAAAUAUUCAAGCGUGAUAAUUCAGUGUCGGUGUUACGAUGUCCAUCGGCAAAUCGAUUGGCACCGGAGCUGUCCGCUUCGUACAACAGCCUCACCAUUCGUCGACCGACCUCGUCGAUGUCGUGCAAUGUUUCGGUGGAAAGUUUAAGUAGCAUUCCGGAGAAUGGUAUCCAGUUGACCGUUCCGAUGCGCCCGUCACAGGUGUCAUAUCAUUGUCCUUGUGGCGAGUACUGCAGUGAUUUAAUUGCCGCACCGGAACUGCAGGAACACGUUACCGUGCAUCAUCGUACGCCGGUGAUAUCGUUCGGUACGGCCUCGGCUGAAAUAUCUCUCCCACCGAGAACGCCCGUCGAUAAUGCCUGUCUGCUGUUAUUGCUGGAUGGACAUAAAUUUUGGUUAAAGUUAAUCUCCGACACAAGUACCGUUGGUGAUAUCUUUCUGUCCGCUUUGUUGGAGGGCAGCUCGGAGCAAAGCAAAAACUAUGCGCUGGAAGUUAUUAUCCGCAAGGAAGGGUUCGACCACAUUCUCGGCAAGGAGCUCAUCUCGCGCUCAGAGACUUAUUCCAUGGUGGACAAAUCGUGGAACGAUCUGGUCAACACGAAGUCGGGUGUCCUCUAUACGGGCGUUUGCAUACGGGCUACCUUUAGUCCGGAUACGGAAAUCUUACUUAAAGCGUCCAUCAAGCGCCUCGCAGAUCUUUAAUGUCAUGUGUGUCAUGUGUGUGUGAUGAAUUUGAAGUUAAAGAAUAUUCUUCCAUUUAAGCAGAAAUA
Messenger RNA from Anopheles funestus (African malaria mosquito), 3702 nucleotides. RefSeq lists its product as uncharacterized. Gene Ontology annotation, biological process: proteasome-mediated ubiquitin-dependent protein catabolic process; multicellular organism development. Bases 1976 to 3634 code for a protein of 552 amino acids. Gene Ontology annotation, molecular function: ubiquitin conjugating enzyme binding; ubiquitin protein ligase activity. The transcript is spliced from 6 exons. The record is from RefSeq and is a predicted model, not a curated record. NCBI's taxonomy places the organism in Eukaryota, Metazoa, Arthropoda, Insecta, Diptera, Culicidae. Gene Ontology annotation, cellular component: cytoplasm.